GGGGAUAUUGGAUAUUGGAUAUCAAGGAUAGCUUACCUUAUAACAGGUAUGCUGUAUUACCUAAUGCUUUUCGCCGCCAGCUUGAUUUUUUGAAACAUCGUCUCUUUUUUUUUUCUUUUUUUGCCUCUUUCCUUUCUAAUUCCACCUUUUCAGGGCAGCUCACAAGGCAUGCCAGUUGGCUACAGCUCAUAGAGCUAUGUUGCAUUAUCUCACGUGGCUUCACAUAAUGUUUGGUGCCACCGCACCACCCAACGAAGCGGUGGAAGCUUCGAAGUCGUCGCCCAAUUAGAAAUCAGGUAUAAGGUAGGUACUUGAAACAUUAGGUCGCGACCUUAUGCAUGUAUUCACGGAUGAAAGAUGAGGUACAUCGCUUCUAUUUCGAAUGUAGCUCGCGCUUUGCCCCGCAGGCCAUAGGUGACCGACUUGCGCAAGCUAUGACUCCCGCUCAAGGCUUCAUUUUAUUAUUCCAUAGUUAAUGAUUUAAGAACAACAAGUUUAUCUGGCGUAUAAAUCAGCAUUCCAUUUGAUAAUUCAUUCAUUCAUUUCAUUGGUCGUAUCAGCUCUAGCCACUCCAGUUCUGCCACAUGGAUAUUGUAUCGAGCAACUAUAUCUAUUACUAUUACAUGUCACCAACGAUCAACUACCACUCCUAAUUUACCCGCAACCUCAACCAUGUUUUCAUAUCGCCGGCCAUUGACCUCCGCAAAUCGCUCUACGGAAUCAUCACGGCAUCGCAGCGAUAGGCGCGCGCAUCCUUCAAGGCGUCACGAUUCCUCUCAGGAGAAAAGGAGGGUAGAGCUUAUUGACCUCGACGACACCUUUACCGAGCGGAAUCCUGUAAAAAUUACUUUUAAGACUUGGCAGCUACACGAUCUGUGUGCCUUACUAAAGAAGCGAUUCCCGGAGGGGGCCCAAGAAAUUCCAGAGGAUGCCGAGGUGCAAUUCUUUUCCGACAACAAACGCUUGGAGGGAGAUGAUAUCCCCAAGGAUUCGCGACUAUUAUUUUAUAGGGUGUUGCGGAAAGGUGACGACGGUUCGUUCAGAGUCGCGUGGCGAGGGACCAAUUUGAAGCUGCGCAGGCCGGAGAGGGAAGCGAUCGCUCGUGAAGCUGCUAUGGGAAAGUCCGUAGGUAGCCUUCGGGAGAUUAUAGCAAACCUCCUACGAGAUACCAACAAGUCCAAGGAGGCUCUAGUACAAAAUGCCAACCAAAUCGUGAUCGAAACAGAAGGUGGCCUGGAACAGAGGCUGCUGGAAGGAAACAGUUGGGAAGUACGCAAGGUGAUGACAUGGCUUUGUCGUUAUCUAAUUAUUAGUAUGAAACCGGCCGACAACUAUUUCGUCCUGCGAGGGUUCAACGAACAGUACAUCUGCCAUAAGCCAUGCCUUAACCGCCGUGGUUAUGCAGACACAUUAAAACUCAAGAAUUGGCUCAAGAACGAGGUAUUGACGACGGUUCACUCUGAUAAUAAAGUUCGCCGGCGCCAGCUCAACUUUGAAGAUAUCAGACUGACCCAUAAUGGUAAGCUGGUCACGAGCGCAAACCAUAUUCGUCCCGGAGCGACUAUCGACUUUGAAGUUCCCCGUUCCGUAGAGGACAAAUUCGUUCGCGCCGAGAGUUGGUUGGUUCCUACGUCGGAGACGUGCAUCGUAUGCGGCGACGAGAAGAGAGUCUCCGAGAUGCCAAACAGGAAACGCAUUACGGCGGCUUGUGAGCAUGAUGCUACUACUUGUAAAGCCUGCGUUGGCCUCUGGAUAGCUUCGAGCUUGGAAAGAAUUGCGUGGGACCGCUUAAAAUGCCCUGAAUGUCCCCAACUACUCAAGUUCGAGAACAUUCGAGCUUUUGCCUCCCGAGAAAUAUUCGAUAAAUAUGAUAUGCUAGCCACGAAGGCCCUGCUUGCGAGAAACCCGGAAUUUAUGUGGUGUUUGAACCCUGGAUGCGAGUCAGGCCAGAUUAAUCCGGCAGGCUGUUCAAAAGCGAAAUGUCAUGGAUGCAGAGGUUACGUUUGCAUCCAUCACAACGUUCCUUGGCAUAAAGGGGAAACUUGUGAUGAAUACGACAAGCGAACACGUAAGCAAAGGAAGAAUGAGGAAGCGUCUGAAAAACACAUCAAGGAGAUGAGCAAACCAUGCCCCGGUUGCAAGAGGAAUAUCAACAAAUACAUAGGGUGUGAUCAUGUCACCUGUAUUUGCGGCCACGAGUGGUGCUGGCUAUGCUUCGAGCCGUACUACAGAGACGAACAAGAUUACCUUCAGUGUCACCACACGCAAGAGUGUCGGUAUCACGAUAACCCACCUAAUUACGAAGGAGGCAGGGCAUUCAUGCCUUUUAUGAACGCGCCGCCAGGGCCACAGGUUCCUAUCCCUAGACGACAAGAGCCGCGGCAAAACAUCUUCUUUCCCGUCGGGCCCGCAGAACCUCUCCCUAUUCCCGGCCCCGUGCCUCCUGCAGGCGACGAAGGGGGAGCCAAUCGGCCCAGGGCGCGCCGAGGGGGUUUUCACAUAAGAAAUCCGUUUGACCCGGACGCCAACGCAAACGGCGCGCGUCGCCAACGCUUCGAUCUACCCCCGGAACUCAUAGACGAAGAAAUGAUGUUACGUCUAAGGCGUAUGAUGCAGGGUAGAAAUUGACAGACCCAAUUCAAGAUAGGUAGUUCUGGGAGGAUAGUAUACGAAAUCCAGCUGCUAUAGAUGAGGACCCUAGAUAAGAGUGUUGCUUGAGGAAGUCGGCUUGCGAAUGUCCUCUAGGUACUAGAUGAUUAGCCCGGACUGAUCCAGCUCAGCUCACCUGGUGUAUUUAAGAGACAGAACCUGCAAUCGCUUUCGAUGUAAUAUAUAUAUUCAUUAGAAA
Messenger RNA from Daldinia vernicosa, 2848 nucleotides. RefSeq lists its product as uncharacterized. Gene Ontology annotation, molecular function: ubiquitin protein ligase activity; zinc ion binding; ubiquitin conjugating enzyme binding. The transcript has 3 exons. Lineage: Eukaryota; Fungi; Ascomycota; Sordariomycetes; Xylariales; Hypoxylaceae. Bases 673 to 2628 code for a protein of 651 amino acids. The record is from RefSeq and is a predicted model, not a curated record. Gene Ontology annotation, biological process: ubiquitin-dependent protein catabolic process; protein polyubiquitination; positive regulation of proteasomal ubiquitin-dependent protein catabolic process. Gene Ontology annotation, cellular component: cytoplasm; ubiquitin ligase complex.